UUUAUCAGCUCCAUACCUCUGCAUGUGAGUAAAUGUCUUACACCUGCAUCACUUUCCUACAUUAAGCUGACACGUGAUAUAACUGAAAUACUGUUCAAAGCGGCGUCAAACCCGACUCACUCAACCACUCUUACUGUUGUUCAGGAUUACCAAAACAUAUCAUUCAGCCAUGGUAGCCAUAUUAGAAUACUAUUAAAUAUGUUUUGGGACAUACGAUGAAACUGAAAAUUUUAAGAUAGUUUAAAGAGUGCAGAUAUUAAGGAUCAGGUGGAAUUGGCGUUGAUGCUAAAAUCAGGAAUUUCUUUCAGGUUAAGACGUGGAUAACGCUAAAUGAACCCAAUACAAUGGCAAUGUAUGGAUACGAGUUGGGUCAUCAUGCCCCUGGGAUUACAGGUCAAGGCUACAAAGCCGCACACAACAUGAUCAAGGCACACGCUGCAGCAUACAACAUCUACCAGAAGGAAUUUCAGGACAGUCAAAAUGGACAAGUGGGGCUAGCAGUAGAAACCUCAUGGGCUCUGCCAAGGUCACAAAGCCUCCCUGGUGACUGGGCCGCUCAAGACCGGAAGUUUGCCUUCGACUUUGAUUGGUUCGUUGACCCAGUGCUGCUGGACGGAGAGUACCCGGAUGUCAUGAGGAGAGAAGUGUCUCUCAGAAGCAGAGAACAGAAUCUUUUCCAGUCCCGGCUUCCGGUGUUUACAGACGUAGAGAGGAACAUGAUCAGAGGUUCGGCCGACUUCCUCGGCAUCAGCUACUACACCACCAACCUAGUGGAGGAGCGUCGUCACAACGACGACACCGCCCAACCCUCCAUCAUUGACGACAGGGCUAUCACGGAGUCGGUGAACGCAUCAAUGACAAGUACUAACUCUCCUUGGCUUCACGUGUACCCCAAGGGAAUCAGGAUGGUACUGAGAAGGGUCAAACAGCGGUAUGGUAACAUCCCCGUCUAUGUUACCGGUAACGGCGUAUCAGACAAGCCAGGCACAACUGAUGACACGGAUAGAGAGGAGUACAUGAAGUCCCACACCAAUGAAGUGCUGAAAGCUCUACAACUCGACGGCGUAGACGUCCGUGGCUACAUGGCCUACUCCCUCAUCGACAUUUUCGAGUGGAAUGACGGCUACAGCGUUGCGUUUGGCCUCUACUACGUCAAUUUCACCGAUCCUAACCGUGCACGGCAAGCCAAAACAUCGUCAGUGUAUUACCGUAGCCUCAUCAGAGACAACGGAUUCUUCAAACCCACGACGCCAGUGAUCACAACCACCUCAAAGCCAAAGGUCAUCAUCCGUCACGAAUGUCCACCAUCAUCAACAGUCGUUGUGAUGACCUCGCCUAUAUGCCUAUUGACUAGUGUUAUUGUUAUGUUGUUCAUGUAUCAUAAAUAACAUUGAGCGUUAUAAAGGAAAUGUACAUUGAUAGUUAUCUUGGCCAGUUUAUGCAGUGUCAAGUUACGCGUGUCAGGUCUAAAACCACAUAUUGUCGUUUAUUUGAAUUACUGCUAGAAGAAUCUGUUUUAAAAUAACCUAUUUGUUGAUUAAUAUAAUUUUUUAUGAAGACCUAGUCAUAUUUAAGAGAUAUUAGAUUGGUUCGAUGCACAAACGAACCUAUGGUAUGUUGUGUGAACCGAUGCACAUGAAACAUCACAUGUGACGUCAUAGAUCCAUGACUCGAGAUGCACCAUUUGUCUCGUGCAGGAUAAGUGUGUAAAGUUUUGAAAUCACGUGCAGGAUAUGGUGAUCAGAAUAAAGACACUGUGUGGUAACACUGACUGAUAGUUAGUUUUGUCAUUAAUUGGUACACAUUGGAAACAUCUCUUCUUAACGUACAUACAUGUACUUCUCUAUACAUGUAUGAUUCUAUAGUUCGCGUUUCUUUUGGCGGUGAGUAUAUAGAUACAUAUGGGCAGGUUUCAAUGAAACAGUAAUACCUCUUCACGUCUUCUGUUCUGUAUGUCAGGAUGAUAACCAUUUAUUCAUAAUUUGUGUUUUUUAAUAAAAUCAGUAUGAAUAUAUUCUGUUCAGUACACAAAGAUAAGAUAUAAACGAUACGAUGACAAAUGACAGUUACAGUCAAUAUGUGCUGUUUUAUGUGUUUGA
Haliotis rufescens (red abalone) is the source of this 2099-nucleotide messenger RNA. Its product is annotated as lactase-like protein. The record is from RefSeq and is a predicted model, not a curated record. Lineage: Eukaryota; Metazoa; Mollusca; Gastropoda; Lepetellida; Haliotidae. Gene Ontology annotation, molecular function: beta-glucosidase activity. The coding region runs from base 345 to 1388 and encodes 347 amino acids. Gene Ontology annotation, biological process: carbohydrate metabolic process. The transcript has 5 exons.